GAAGUCAUGUCACCCUUAUAGGAGAGAUGGUGCUAACCUAAGUUAACCUGGUUUUAGUUCAUUUUUAUGGCAUAUUAUGAGAAAAAAGCUACUAAAGCUCUUUGAGGAGAGAUGGAAAUCAUACAGACACAGAUUCGUCCCCUGGAUGGUUUUAAAUCUUCGUAGAAAUGAAAGAACUCUUCGCCGUGUGCAUGAUCGCGCCAAAGACAAAACCAUAGAAGAUGCAGAUGUGCUGGGGACCCUCACGAGCCUUUUCACCGCACUGCUGAGGAAUGACUGGAGAAAACAGACGGAGCAGCUUCGCCUGCUCCCAGCCGUCUCCCAGGAGAAGUACCUGGGGACACAAAAUGACUUGUUAGGGAUGCCAAAAAUGGCUCCUUGUGCCACAAUGCUGCACACACUGGGCUUCUGUAUCGAGAGAAAGGCCAGCUCGCUCCCAACAGCAGGAAUAGGAGUCUUCGUUACAGAAGGACAGGUGCCAAAAGGUGUAACUGUGGCAAUGUAUCCAGGCACAGUCUAUCAGGCAGACGAGCCGAUCCUCAUCCAGUCUAUUGGAAACCCGUUUGUAUUUAGAUGCAUUGAUGGUAUUUUGAUAGACGGCAAUGAUAAAGCACUCUCUAAAUUGGUGUUUCGGUCGUGCAGUGGGCGGGACAGAUUUGGUCCGUUCAGGUUGAGUGACAUCUCAUGGCUAACGCCUCACCCAGAGAACCCUCUAGCAGUGGGACAGUAUGUGAACAAUUGCUCCAAUGAAAAGGCUGCCAAUGUCUGCUAUCAGGAAUUUGAUGUCCCUGACGGUUUUCCUCUGGAGCUUCGUCAGUAUCUUCCCAAUGUUAAUUACAGGACAGACGUACAAAGACCAUUGCGCUGUGUUGUCCUUGUGUCACUAAGAGACAUUAACAAGGGUGAAGAGCUGUUCUCUAACUAUUAUACAAUUGUGCACUAGACCGAUCAUGGCACAUAAAUAGUCUUAUAAAACUUUUUUUUCUAUGGCCCAUUGGAAAUCAAUUUCUGUUGUAAUGGACUUUUAAAAACCCAUUAAAAGUAAGUGAGAGUUUGAA
Molecule: messenger RNA, 1058 nt
Organism: Colossoma macropomum (tambaqui)
Lineage: Eukaryota; Metazoa; Chordata; Actinopteri; Characiformes; Serrasalmidae
Gene: setd9
Product: SET domain containing 9
Exons: 6
Coding region: 77-943 (288 amino acids)
Molecular function (GO): protein binding
Source: RefSeq, a predicted model, not a curated record